This is a messenger RNA of Cooperia oncophora, 570 nucleotides long. The record is from the annotation of a GenBank genome assembly. NCBI's taxonomy places the organism in Eukaryota, Metazoa, Nematoda, Chromadorea, Rhabditida, Trichostrongylidae.
AUGGCUGAACUGUCUGCCGCGCGACGGGUUGAAACCAAUGAAGCAGGAUGGCGUCCAUCGUUUGAAAUAGGACUAAGGGUGUCACUGUUACCUUUGGAGGAUCUCACGCGAUUAAUGUGUGGCAACACUGUCUACUCUUUGAUUAAAGACACUGUCAUCGGGGUUGAUUUAACGAAAUGCUGUGCAGGGUUGCAGAAAAAACACGCUCUUCUCAAUCUGAGGGCAAUUGCAAAUGACGAUUCGAUCAGGAGAGGAUCGCUACGACUCCUUCGUCAUGAAGGGUGCAGCGACGAGUUUCUCACACCAUCGGCUAUAAGCUCAUUCAUUAAGCAGCUGGUGUGCUUCGUAAUCGAAAGCUCCUCAUGGAGGUUCAAUGUGGAUGAAUUCAGUAAACGCCUAUCGCAACGUCUUGUUUUAGCUCGUCCUGAUAUGCCACUGACUGACCCGUUUUUCUACAGUUAUAAAAUUUAUCAGCUGGAUCAUUUAUCCGAGCAAGAUUACGCUGAUAUUCAAGAACAAGCAAGACUGACAGCCAAGGAAGUCAAAAACUGCUCUUGGAGUCUCUUCUAG